AUGGACCCCGUAUCGCCCGUUUCGCUUACGAAUGAGUGCCUGAGCCUGAUCAGCGCAAUCACCAAGAUCACCGUUACGAUUCCUGGCUUCAUUCGCAAGUGCCGGGAUGCAAGGGGCGAUCUGGUUGCAGUCAGUGGCGACCUAUCCCAGCUCGCAACGAUCCUCGAAAUUUACAAGCAUGACUCGAGCGUUAUGGACCAUGAAGCGGUGCCGAGAAAUCUCCAAGGGUCUAUCCAAUCCAUCAUGAGAGAAUGCUUUAAAUAUCUGGAAGAGUUCGAUCAAGUGCUCGCGGAGGCGACGAAGAGCAACGGGCUCGUUGGGGUUGUUGUCAUGUGGGUUAAGGACAGCGAGAGUAGAGUGGCAAGCAUCUGCAGCCGUCUGAGCUCACGUCGGCAACUGCUGAGUUUCACAAACGACCUGAUUCACAUUCUCCGCGAAAGUGUUGUGAUCUUGCAGAGCCAAAUCCAACGGCUCUUUGAUCAAAUCGCAAAACAGAACCAGAGCACACUCGUUAUCGACGACUUCAUUGCCUCUAUUGAACCAUACGCCGAGAGUGUGAUGGACGACCUCGAAACCAGGCCCAAGAUCGAGGAAGGUGUGCCCGUAACAAGCCGCGGAAAUACUAUGCCUGCUACCCGGGAACUUUCCAAGGCUGUUCCCAUUGCCUCGCCAUCCAGCCUUGAAGGUUACAACGUCCCUGUUGAUUGCUCCAGAGCUUCCGGACCAGUCGAUGUCGCAUCGCGGCAGACCACAGAAAUAGCCCGAGGCCAGGGAUUGACAGGUGUUCCCUCUCUCGUCAUACAACCUGCGGGAACCUCAAGCUACGGCGAUACCUGCAACUCCAAGAAUCACCCCUCGCAACGCUAUUCCGAAGACCUCACAGAUCUAAACGAUGGUUUUGAUUCAACAACCUUGGGACCUGGAAGUGUAACUUCCAUCAAUGUCGAAAGCUUUGCCGACAGGCACUACUUCGCUGUGUCUACGUGCAGACCGAGACCCCCAGCGACGUUUUACACCGACGAAUAUACUUCGGAAUCGCGUCACCAGGAACAGAAAGUCAUUCAUUUCCAGGUCAGCCCGAAUGGGCGGUACAUAUUACUCAUUCGCCAGCCGAGGAGGUCAAAGAGUACGAGUGAGCAUACGCCGGUGGGCGAAGAAGUCGACCCAUCUCAAACGCCGGUGCGCGAAAAAAUCUACCCCGAUCUCUCGAAUCGACCUUCUACACCUCCAGGUUCAAGUUCCACCACAGAUGGGAUACUGAUAACUCGAAUCGAAGUGGAGACUGAAUCCGUCCAGACAUAUGUGUUUCGGCCUCGCGUAUGGAGCUUCAGCGAGGGAAACUUCUCAGUGACACAGGACUGCCGGUAUCUGGCUUACGUCAAUGCUCCAACAGUCCGCAUCUUCGACAUUGUGUCCAGAAAGGGCGUGCUGGAAAUCCAAGAUGAGGACUUGGUACCAGGGGUUCAGGCGCCUCUCGUCUCUUGCAGCCAUGGGGGGGAUAAGAAUAUCCUCGCUGUCGCUGUAGGUAACAUGGUGAAACUGUGGGAGAUCAACGAUAAAGCCGAAGAGGGGAAACAGGAGGAACGCACUCGCAGCGUGCCAGAUAAGUGA
This is a messenger RNA of Anthostomella pinea, 1611 nucleotides long. Lineage: Eukaryota; Fungi; Ascomycota; Sordariomycetes; Xylariales; Xylariaceae. The record is from the annotation of a GenBank genome assembly.